AUGGAGAACUUCAAACUGAGUUAUGGUUACCCCAACUUGUCUAUAAGUGAGGACGACAUCGUGAAACUAAGAUCUUAUACUAUCGUGAACUGCGUUACCAAUGCGUGUUUCUCUUUCACAGCUGCUUUUGGUAAUAGCGUCAUAAUGUUCGUGAUCUGGAGGACUCCAGCUCUACAUUCGCCAUCUUUAACUCUGCUCUUUGGACUGGCCUUAACGGAUUUCUUCGUCGGUUCACUGACUCAACCGCUACAAGUUGUUUGGAGCGUUUUUUACCUGGGAACCGAAAAAGGUGGCCCGAGCGCGCUUAAAGAUGCCUUCGAUGUUCUUUCUGUGAUUUUGUCUUCCGCUUCUUUUUCAACCGCCACUAUCAUCAGUGUGGAUAGGUACCUCGUAUUUCAUCUGCACAUGCGAUAUCCAAUCAUAGUCACCAAUAAGAAAGUCAUAGUUACUAUCGCUCUCUCUUGGCUGAUGUCAAGUUUACUGGGCUUCGUAUGGACACAAAGCACUACAGUAUACUACCUUGCUGCAAUAUUGUCCUUUGCCAUUUCAUUGUUUGUCGUUGUACUGAUGUAUUCUAGAAUCUACAGUGUUGUCAAGCGACAUCAAACGCAAAUAAACACACAAGCACAAGUUCAUGCGCGGCGGCAUGUUUCAUCGCAAAUGCAUUUUGCUCGAUUGACGAGAUCGGCUAUCAACACUUUUUACGUCUGUUUCUUGUUAUUCCUUUUUUAUUUUCCGUACAUCUGCACAGCCAUUGUUAUACAACUAACUGACAACAGUGUGAACAAAUAUAUUGCGCUGCAGUUUACAGGGACAAUAACGUUUAUAAACUCGUCGCUAAAUCCCUUGGUUUACUUUUGGCGGGUCGCCGAGAUUCGAAUAGCGAUAAAAGACACGUUUAAGUGUCGCUGCCCAGUCAGGGGACAUGACACUCAGACUAUCCAAAGGGAAAGCGUAACAGGGACUUCUAGGGGGUAA
Messenger RNA from Porites evermanni, 978 nucleotides. The record is from the annotation of a GenBank genome assembly. Lineage: Eukaryota; Metazoa; Cnidaria; Anthozoa; Scleractinia; Poritidae.